Drosophila santomea is the source of this 1098-nucleotide messenger RNA. RefSeq lists its product as uncharacterized. NCBI's taxonomy places the organism in Eukaryota, Metazoa, Arthropoda, Insecta, Diptera, Drosophilidae. The coding region runs from base 96 to 944 and encodes 282 amino acids. The record is from RefSeq and is a predicted model, not a curated record. The transcript has 2 exons.
AGCAUCGAUCGUAAAUUGAGUGCUAUGCUGGCGGAAUACACUUCAGUUUGAACAAAGCACUCGGAGCGGUCGCAUGUUCCGGUUAAAAAUCGAGAAUGAAGUUCGAAAGUCUUCUGAUUAUCUGCAUUAGCGUGCUUCUUCAAUUACAGAUGGGAGCAACUAUACCUAUGGGCAGUGCACUCCAACCUUCUGUAUACGCACAAGCUAGGCGUUUCAAUCUGGAUGAAGAAAUAGUAAAUAAUAUGCGGCUCAAUAAAAAGCCGUGGAUUGUCACAGAAACUAAACCGAACGGUAUGGUGAUUAGGCAUAUCUUCGAGUUGAGCCACAACGAAAGGCUUCUCUCAAGGAGCACGCAAGUCAUGUUCCCACAAAAUCAAGGCAAUCAUGAAUUUCUAUGCCAGUGGCAAUCGUUUUUAAACUUUUUCAAUGACUUUGAUAUCCUGCAAUUUGGUUCGCAAUUUAUUCCUUUUGGAGUAGAUCGCAUUCCUCAAAAUUGUCCUUGCCGAGGAUUUCCCUGUUUGAAUGAGCAGGAUGAAAGGAAUUUAGGGCCUCAAGACGUCCCCAAAGGAAAUGAACGCGUUCCCCAUAGGGACUCGGAUUAUGAUAGAAGGCCGCCAAAUCCAGCUUCGCCACAGCGGCCAGUGGCACCUACGCCCACCCUGAAACCCCCCACCUUGGACAAUACGGAGCCCAUAUGGGUUCCAGUCCCAGAUCCGACAACAACCGAGCGAAGUUCGGUCCCACUGCCCACGGCUGCACCCAAAGGCAAAGGAUCUGACCCGGUAAUCGAUGACUUUUUGGCAAAGGUGGAUCUCACUGUCGCGGACAUCAAGGAGGAGGAUGGCCAGUUGGUCACCACAAUCGUGGACAAACAAGGACGAGUCCUAAGUGUCAGUUUUGCCCUGAGUGAGAAUGACAAAGGGCAACCGCGUGCUGCGAAUUAGCAAAGUCAGACUUCGAAAUUAUAUACAUACAUAUACAGAAAAAGUGAACAAAGAGAUAUAACAAAUAUAAAGCCUUAACAGCCUAACAAGAUUAGUAUAAAUAAUAUGAACACGCUUAUGUUUCUUCUUUUAGUAACAAAGUAUAUAAACAAAA